Molecule: messenger RNA, 2556 nt
Organism: Serendipita indica DSM 11827
Lineage: Eukaryota; Fungi; Basidiomycota; Agaricomycetes; Sebacinales; Serendipitaceae
Source: the annotation of a GenBank genome assembly
AUGCGCUUUUUCUGUAUCCCAGAUAUUGUCGAAGACCAUCCGACAUACCACACUAAGACGAAAUCGUCCUCGCGCGUCAAGCGGUCCAGUAGCCAAAGCGCCCACAAUCACCAUUAUGCAAACGGAUACUCGAAUGGACAAAUUAUGGGCGCCAUGCCCUUGAAUCGCUCGCGGUCCAGCCUUGGGUCAGGCGGACGAAGACUGUUCGGGGAGCGCAAACACAGCAGUAUUGGUGGGACAGGAAUUGGACAGGCGUUUGGACCAAUAUCUGGACCAAUAUCGGCACCAGUAUCGACCGUGUCCAGAGCGUCGAGCGCAACACAUCGAACGCGAGUCCCGCCACCAAACGAACCCGUGAGUGAGCCUCUUGCUCAUACGCCCACACCCGCGCCUGUACCCGCGCCUGCAUCCGUACCACCACCAUCUCGUCCAGUGUACGCGAUUCCACCAGCGGUGGUUCAUCGAGAGAAUGGACCGCCUGUCCGCCUCGCGUCCGUACAGCAGCAGCAGCAGCAGCAGCAGCGGCCACCACCCGCGACGUAUCAUCACCAUCCGGCGUUGGCCAACAACGGUGACGAACGCCAUCACGACUUUCAUCCUGGUGGAGCCGGGAUGAUUACCGAUAGCGAUCGCGAGUACUCGAGUCCCAAUGCGCGCAUGAGGAAGAGCCGACGCAUGUCUGCCCCACUGGCUGCUGCCUUGGGAUUCGUUGGUGGGAAUCGGAGUGAUAUGGAGAGUGGAAACGAAUCGGGUACAAGUAAGAAACUGAGACGGGUCAGCAAGGUUACUAUUGGUCCGCCAGAGGGCUUUAGACAUGAAGGGCAUGUCGGAGUUGGCGAAGUAUUCUUGCCGCAGCCUCCUGUCCACGACUCGUGGAACGUGGAGACGUGGAGGUCGGAAAUUGAGCGUCCUAAACACUCGGCUACAGUCUCGGGUGCCACUACGCGCCCACGAGGACCUCGACCGUCAUCCGUAAAUCCCCCACCUAGCGCCUCUCCGCCUCAAGUCGACCCUGCCGCCUCGCUCCGCUAUCGCAAGCGAGGGAGCAUGGACAGUGCGAUCACACCACGACGCUCCACUGAUCGUGAAAGAGAGCGAGAAAGGACAGCGGCAAUCUUGGAUGGCGCCAUGACAGAGCCGCCGUUGAGCAACCGUCCUGGCACGCUCGUUCCCCAAGGACGCGCUAGUCCGACACAUGCGCUUGUUGAAGGCGAAGAGGGUGGAUACGCGAGUGCGAAUGCUGUCCCCGUACAGACGUAUCAGAGUCGUCGCUCGCGUUCUCGCUCGAGGUCUGGGUCGAAUUCGGGCUCGAUUGGGAGGAGUCAUCAGCCGCAGCCGCCGACAAUUGCGUAUGGACAGCAGCAGCAACGACGUGGUUCUCAGUCCUCGCGAACCCGUGGUGGUGCUGGGCAUUUACCUGGUCAGGACAGUAUUACAUCUCUUGCGUCGACGCACGCGUCCAACCCUACGUCUCAGUCAUCUCAUGCGACUACUGCUACCAACGCUGGAGGUGUCAUCACCCCCGCCACCUCGACGUCGUUGAGCAGAAGCGCAUCCGAUAAGCCGUAUCACCCACCCCAGGCGCAGCACUAUCUCCAUCACAAUGCCAUGCACUAUGCCGCGCUGCAGCAAGCCCAAAAGGAGGCCGUCAGUCCUCUCCAACUUUAUUAUAAGCAACAAGAGGAGCAACAGCGUUCGCGCUCAAAGCACCAACAAUCCCAGUCUCUGACCCAGGUCCAACCACAACAGACUCCGGGCGUGUCGAAGCGGCACUAUCAGAGCAGCUCGUACGGCGGUGGAGAUGCUUCACUUUCGCGUGGUGGAAGCUCACGUUCAGGGCAUCAUUCUACCCAGCAUCACCAUCAACAACAGCCACCCCCCAAUGCAUAUAAUCAUGGUUACUCGACAGUUGCUGGUGCAAACCUUGCUCGCGCGGCGUCUGCGAAUGCGGCCAUCGCGCCCACAUUUGCGCCCUCCUCGACCUCGUCGACCGCUACUGCCGCAAGUAUGGCGAGUAGUAGUGCAACCCUCACACCAACGCCGGGUAUCCACGGCGCAAUGACGAAUAAUGGAGGACCGACCAAUACUGGUGGAAUUGGUAUGAAUAGUGCAGCGUCUGCGUCGACGACGACGGUGACGGGUCGCAAGUCUGUUCCGAUUCCUCGAAGGAAGCCUGUGCCGCAGCAUUUACCUGCCACAGCAGAGGUGUCGCCUUUCCCGAGCAUGUUUGUCGAUUCGUCUAAAGAGGGUGAUAAGCCUCUUCCGAUCCCUGACGAGCUCUUGUCCCGGAUGCCUACUUUAUCGGCUCCUACAAAGGACGAGUCGGUAGAGGGAAAGGAGAGGGAGGUUGUUGGAAUAGAGGAGAGCGGGACAGAGAGGGAGAAUAAGAGGUGGAGGGAUAAGGAUGGUAAAGUGAAGAAGGAAAUGGUACCGUUGCUUGGUGUACCCGGCGAAAAUGCGCGGUAUGUGACCGAGACGACAAAGGCGAAAUGGGAUGGUAACAUGUCGGAGAUUGUAGAUGCACUCCGUGAUCCCAACGCGACCUCUCCCAUCUGA